Molecule: messenger RNA, 10228 nt
Organism: Mercenaria mercenaria
Lineage: Eukaryota; Metazoa; Mollusca; Bivalvia; Venerida; Veneridae
Product: protein yippee-like 1
Exons: 5
Coding region: 1110-1457 (115 amino acids)
Source: RefSeq, a predicted model, not a curated record
AUAUAUAGAUAUAAAUCGUAUAGGUAAAUCUUGUAUAUAAUAAGUCUAUUGAACUAGAUUUUAAGCGGGAUAUUUUUGCACCUUUACAUUGUGGUUGUUGUGGUUUAUUUAUUUGUUAGGACAGUUAGAUUCACGGCUGUAACGUACCAAAGAUAUUGAUCCAGUGUUUGGUUGGUUGCUCAUUAGACAAAGAGAGAAAAAACAAGUCACAACAGUGUUAGAAAAUACACAAAGGAGGCGAGGGUAGCUGGCAACAGUACAGAGUUUCUACUUGCAGUCCAUAUAAUCUACAUAGACAUAGAUAUUAUACCUAUAAUAAACAUUUAUAGACAACUAGUGACUGGAAAUUGCUGGGCAGGAAGAAGAAGCAGAAAAUUUGUGACACUAUUACCGCUGUUGAUUUCUGUGUAAGGUUAUUGGUUAUUGGUUGGAACAUUCUUUGUCUGAGUAAACUGGAGGCUUGUUUAUACAGAAAUCAGGCAUCUGUUAGAUAAUAAAUAUUAUAUAGGAAAUAAUCGUGAUAUAGUAGGCUGUCAGUGCUUUGUAUUUUGAUAUUUUGGUAACAUAUUAUUGGAGAACUGCUUGACGUACUAUUGGGGGAAAACAAGGUAGGAAGAAGUGUAGCAUAGACAGUUGGAUUGUUUUCAUAGAAUGGUUAUUCGAUCGUCAGGGCAUAUGAGCAUUUAUGAGGAAAUUAUUGCAACAUUUUGCUUCAAAACAUUUCUGAAACCAGUCAAUUAAGUUUGAAAUAGUGAAGGAAAAGAUUGUUUACAUAAUUGUGAAACAAGGAUCAAAACAUUUGAAACCAGGAAGUAUUAGGAUAAGGCAAAGGGAAAUUUAAACAAUCCGAUAUUCUGAAAUUCUAUAUAUUAUCAGGAAGUUAAUAACAAUGAUUCUGUGAGCACGGAAGAAGUUACUUUUUAUCAACUUGAAAUGAAUGUAGUAAAAGCUUGUGGUAAUGGCUUGUCUUUGAUAGAAGGUAUGCUCUUGGAUUGAAUUAAAUUCAAGAGCUCACAAAAAAUACGAAAAUAGGUGAGAAGAUUUUAUCGUUCUUGACAAAAUUCUGUGAUAGAGGGCUGCUGGAAGAGGAAGAAGUUGAAAGAGUCAAGAUGGUUAAGACGUUUCAAGCAUAUUUGCCGAAUAAGUGCCACAGAUUGUACAGUUGCGUCCACUGCCGUGCGCAUCUGGCGAAUCACGAUGAACUUAUUUCAAAGUCAUUUCAAGGAAGCCAGGGGAGAGCCUAUCUGUUCAAUUCAGUUGUGAACAUUGGGUGUGGCCCAGCAGAGGAGAGGGUGUUGCUGACAGGGUUACAUGCUGUUGCAGACAUAUUCUGUGAAUGUUGCAAAACCACUCUUGGCUGGAAAUAUGAGCAUGCAUUUGAGUCUAGUCAGAAAUACAAGGAGGGAAAAUUUAUCAUUGAGUUGGCCCACAUGAUCAAAGAUAAUGGGUGGGACUAGCACAGGUUGGAGGUGGAGUCAACAUAACAGUGAAGGAGGGCUUAUGGGCACAAAAUUGGAACUUUUUAUCAUUUUGCAGAAAGAGAAAUUACAUUUUACAUAUUCCAGUCACAAAACCAUAGUUACAGGCCAAGAUUAAGUAUUUGAAUGUAUGUCGUUUACAUGAAAUAUGAAAACUCCCAUCCAUCAGAUUAUCGAGGACUUACUGAAAGUUGGACUGUUGAUUCCAAGCAAAGCUUUAUGAUAGUAUUCUUCCACAGAAAGUUUCAAAAGAAUUUCCAUUACUAUGUUAACCAGAAAAAGGUAAUUCACUAAGAAGCUGACAAGACGAGACGUCUGGAUAUACGAGGAUGAAUAACUUCUGGAACCUCCCUCCCUCCUUCCUGCCAUGUUUAAAUACAAAAUAAAUAAUGGAUCUCUGAACUUACAUUCCCACUGUUAUAUCAGUGAUUUGGUGUCUUUCAUCUGUAUUCACUGUAAGAAUAUAGAACACAUUUGUUUUCACUGAGAUGAAUACAAAAUACUUAACUGUAUUCACUGUGAGAAAAUAUGGAACACAUGGUCGUCUACUGGAAAAAUAUAGGACACAUCUGUAUUUACUGGGAGAACACAGAAUACAUGUGUAUUAAUUUAAGAAUUAAUGAGUACACCACUGUAGUGUACUAAAUAGAUGUAGUUACAUUUUAAAAAUGUUUGAUAUUAGAAAUUAAUUUAUGAUUUCAGUACAUUGUAUUACAUUUCAUUCAAAAAUUAAAAGAAACCAAACAACUGUACAUGCAGUAAAUAUUGAAAUGGGUGAAAAUUUGGAAGUGCUGUAUACAAAACAGUAGGUUUGGUAUGAAGAACAAUAAAAUAUAAAAACUGUGUUGUACAGAAGGAGCAGUGUUAUAGAUAGAUUAUGUUGGAGCAUGACUUGAGGUGUGUUAUGGAGGUUUUUGUGCUAGGGUUAUAGCAAAUAAGAUUUACAAUAGAUGUGUUCAGUUGUUUAAUGUCUGCUAUGGAAAAAUGUGCUAAAUGGAUAGUAUAGUUAGCAGUUCAGUUAAAAUUUCUGAAGCAGUGCUAAGACGCAAACAAGGUACCUGUCCAAAAAGGGAAGCUGGUGCCAGUAUUAAAGAAUUGGAGGUGUAUAUAUUGGUACCCGAACUACUACAGGGUUUGUACCAGUGUGAUUCGGAAGGGGUACCAGUAUAAAGAGUGUACUAGUACUUAAAAGUAUAGCAGAGGCACAAUCAAUCACAUGUAUUCCAAAGAUAAGAAGACUAAAACAUGAAAAAUGACAGAAACAUAGACGAAAAUUCAUUAUUUGUAGAGUGAGGAGAAAAUAUACAUAAAGACAGGAGUAAUAGAAAUGUCAAGGUCACAGGUUUUGAAAGAAGUCCAAAGGUUCUUUGGAGAUUUUACAGAUACGUGAGAACAUGCAGAUAUCAGAUAGUUGCUGUUAACGCAUCUUGAUCUGUAGCGUGGAACAAUAUUGUUAUUAGGUAUUGAGUUGGUUUUUUUGUAUGAGCAAGGUAGAAAUAAUUUGUGUUCUAUAGAAUAUAUGAAUAUCAGAGUAGAUGAUGUAAUACAUAUUAAGACAUUAGAGAGGUUGCAAUUUCAGUAUACGGAAGCUCAUCAGUUUGUGUAGCGAUCACUCUGCAAAAUGAUGAGGAUCUGCUAGAAAUAGUCCAAUAAAAAUAAUGGCGUUAGCUGGACGCAAAUCUAAAUUAUUUAAACUUCAGAUUCCAGUUUUUCAAGAACACUUUGAAUGUUUAUGGCUUAACUGUGUGAAAAGUAACAAUGUUUUAAUAAUUUACACACCAGAAACUAAUUAAUAGAAAUUAGAUUCAAAAGAAAUCACACACGCACCUGUAAAAGGAUGAAAUUGCAGCCUCUAUUGUUAAGUGAUGGAAGCAUGUAAUUUUGUGAUUUUAUCAUCUAUAAUUGUAAAAAGAGAAGUCUUGAAAUGUUAAGAUAUUGACAAUGUUGUUAAAUAUCAUUUUCAUGGAAGAGGCUACAAAUGUCUGAGAAAAUCUGCGCUGGGGAAUGAAAGAAUAUGAUGUUUGUCAAAGUACAAGGUUUUGUCUAUCAGCUGUUCUUGAGAAUAGAAAAUUAAGAGCUGGUUAAGUAUUACAGUAUAAGGAUUACUGAUAUAUAAAUUGAAAAUCUAGGGCUUAGGGUUUGUUUUAUCGAUAGAGUUAUAACUGUUUCAUACAAAGCCCACAGUCUAUGUCUCACUAAAAUUAUAUGAAAGGCUUUCAACCUAAAAAAAUGUGUAUUGCCGAUAUAAUCUUAAAAUAUUUUAUAAAAUAUGACUCUGUGUCCAUUUCAAUAACAGUCAAAAAAUCAUGUUACCUCUAGAUGUAAAGAUGUGACCAGAAGAAGAAAAUUAGCAUUAUAUUUUGUUCUUGAUUUAACUUAUGGUUAUGCAUUUUAUUUCUAUUUUCAUCUAGUUAAAUUGUUACAAUAAUAAAGCAGCUAUUUUCUUCACUUUUGAAAACAAUAAUUUCCUUCACUUUUAAAAGCAAUAAUUUCCAUAUCUCUUAAACUAUAAUUUCCGUCUCUUUAGAACAAUAUUUCCUUCAUUUUUGAAUAGUAAUUUCCUUCAUUUUUGCACAGUUGACUAGUUUGAUUUUUUCUGUCAUGGGAAAAAGUAACAACAUUUUACUACAAUGUUUUAUAAUUAUUUUCUGUUUUACUUGAAUGAAAAUGUACAAGUUUACAUGCUAAUGGUCUUGUCUUCUAUUCCAUCAAGUUUUAUACUUAAUGUAACUGCCAUGCAGGUGAUACUGAUUUUUUAAUUAGGGCAUUUUGGUGAAAUUCAUUAAUGAAAAACUCUUGUUAGCAGUUUUGAUUGAAUCAUUUGUUUUGUGAGCAGUCCAGGGUCUAUGAAGAUAGUUAGUGUUUUAAACUAGGAAGUGAUCAAAUAGUUUAUUUUAGAUGGAUCUGCUAUAUAUUAUUUAAAUUGGAUUUCCUGUAAGUAAAGUGAUGUACUUUCAGAUAAUUUUAGUUAUCAGUAAAGACAACUCAUAAUCUUAGUAAUACACAUGUGGAUCAUUUGUUUAUGUAAACAUUGUCUGUAUAUUGAUACACUCCCAUUGUACUCAUGAUUCUAGAGAGGUUAUAAAAUCUAUCUUUGAGCUUGUCACUUUCUUUGGACAGGAAUAGUCAAACUGUUAGUGUACAUGACUAUGAAUAAGAUCUGAUGUAAUGGGUCAAAGUAUCUAAGCUGAGUUUUAAGAGCAUUCUGGUUUGGUGUGCAAUAUCAGUUUUGUUUUCUUAGACUCUGUAAUACUCCAUAAAUGAACUUAGGGUACAGCAGAAGGAAGGUGGAAUGUUUGCAAAGGAGGGAGAGCAAAACAUAUUUAGCUGGAUUUUGUGAAAUGUUUAACCAAAGGGCUGAGUGGUGGUUGCUGACACCACUGCUGGUCUCUGUGGCUGAGUGGUGAAGGUUGCUGACACUGCUACUGGUCUCUGUGGCUGAGUGGUGAAGGUUGCUGACACCGCUGCUGGUCUCUGUGGCUGAGUGGUGAAGGUUGCUGACACCGCUGCUGGUUGGUUAACUCACUUGGGGUGUAAAGUUCUUUCAUGUGAGGAAUCCAUCCAGCUGGCUUGCAGAAGGACAGGGAUUUUCACCAGGUGCCUGCAAGUCCUGACAUAAUGCUUAGGUGGGCUCUACCAUGGCAGAAAAGUAACCGUAUGACCUAUAACUAUGUUUAUGUAAAGUUAAACCAAAACAAAAACAAAACAAAAGUACACAAUGAAGAGUUUAAUGUCAAGAUUGAUAAAUGGACACUGAGCAUGCUUGUUCCCAUGCACAUUAUUUCCAGACACAGUUUUGGAAGACAUUACGAUUGUUUUGUUUGUGCUGUUUACAAUUUAGUAAAUGUGUUUGUAUUGAGGCCAUCCUUCACUGUGUAAGAUGGAUUAAACUGAUUGAUAAUGUGUUAUAAAACUGUGCUGUUGUUAAGAAUAUUUUUUGUGCUAUAAUUGUUGUGAUCCUAAGAUUUGAAGUUUUGUAAAAGUGCUCGGAGAAUGUUGAUUGCCAUCAAUAGAUUGUAUUUACACACCACCUCUUAAAUGAUGCCAAUGCUGUAGGAAUGGUUGGACUUUGUCACUUUCAGAUGUACUAAAAUUGCUUUUGUCACACAGCUGUCUGAAAUAUGACCAUGUUAACUGUUGGAAAUACCACCUUUGCUUUUUUUAAUUGACAGUUGAAAAUAUUACCAUUGGCUUUUGUCAGCUAGCUGACCAUCUGGGUUUUUUGUUUGUAGACUGUUUGAAGUAGCACCCUUUUGUUUUGUGAGCUGACUGUUGGCAAUUCCACUUUUGGCUUUUGUCAUCUGACAGUCAAAAAUAAUACCAUUGGCUCUUGUCAGCUUGUCAUCUAAAAGAACACCCUAGAAUUUUGUCAUCUUUGCCAUGGAAAGAAGUGCAGACAAUCUUAGAAAGGUAUUUCCUCUUGAAAAUUUGACCCUCUAAAUGUCAGUUACUUCAAGAAAAAAAGUUUUAAGAAUGGUCUAGUUGUUUUUCUGAUUUCUCAUGAACAUGAAUAUUUUCAAGCCUUGGUGUUUAUUUCAAGGAUACUGAAUAUCGACAAACUUUGGUUGAUAUUUUCUGCUCUUUUUUUUUGUCGAAUGUAAACUCAGGAACCUUUCAAAAUAUAAAUUGUGAUAAAAAUAUAACACUAUAACAGGAAGGUGUCCUAUGAUUGAACAUUUUUGUAUGGAAUUAUUGUGAAGUUUUCUCGGUAGAAUUGAAUUAUUAUUGUACUUGAAUUGAUAAAAAUUAUGCUAUGAUGAUAAUGAUAAUAAGUUUUGUUAUUGGUGUUCGCUUAAUGUAAGAUGUAAUUGAUAGUAAUAGUAUAUGUUAGGCAAUGUUUUACUAUAGUACUAUAGAUAUAUCAUGGACUGUGUAUAUCAUUCGUCUGUGUUGAAGGUUUCAGUAUUUUGUAUGCAUCUAAAAAGGAUUGAUUUUAAUGCUAGGGUUCUAAUGUAGGAAUUAUUAGAAAGAUGGUAAAAAUUGUUGGGUUCAUCAGAUGUCCUUUAAUAUGAAAAAAAUGUCUGGUAAACAAUGAAAAGUUUUAUUAAAAUCUUUUGAAAUCUGUAGCAGGCAUAAAAUUUCUGAACAUUUAGUUUGAUUAUUUACAAGAAAAAAUAAGAUUUAACUUAUAAAAUUCAUAGUUUUGAAACAGAUACAGAAAAAUAUAAUUAUGUUACAGCUUUGACUCUUUGAUUAAAUCAUGUAACCUUGAUGCGUACAAACAAAGUUUGUAAUAUAUUGUAUAUCGUAAAUAGGCACACCUCCUGCUUGACAUCAGUUUAUAACUACCUCAUUUCUAGGUAAUUGUAAGAGAAAAAUUAAAAUAGGGCAUUUAAAUGAGUUCUAUGCAGGAUUUUUUAUAUAAACACUCGUGUACUAUAUUAAUAAAAAUUCCCAAAUAUUAUUUAGUAAUAAAACACUCUUUAUUGUUUGUAAUAAUAUAUUCAUGUGAAGUGUAAAAUUUGUAGAAGACAUGAAAAAACAUUUGUCAUGCAGUAGAAACUUUUAUGUUUGAUGGAAAUAAUUCAGCUGCAUUUCAUGUUAUUCCCUAGCAGUUAAACUAUUACAAACUUAGGAUUUUGAAAUAUUGCAGACUUUGCUGCUUAUUUUAAAAAAAAAAAAAAAAAAAAAAAAAAAAAAAAAAACAGACAUCUGGAGGUGUGUCUCUUUAAAAUUGUCUUAACAUUGAUCAAGUGUUUUAUUCAUAAUUUAAGCAUCCAGUUAUAACAUUUUAGGUCUCUCUUCAUGCUUUAUUUUGCACAUCAUUAUAUUAACAUCAUGAAACCAUUACAGUAAAAAAAAAACACUCAUCUUCACCACCACAUCUUCUAAGAUAUCUGUCAUUUCAGAUUUUUCUUCUCAUCCUUCAUGUUCAGCUUACCAAAAUGUCUUUCAAUUCAUUUAUCUUUAAUAUUUUGACUACUUUUUCAUGACAAGAAUUACUACUUUUACAAAACAAAAAAAAAAAAUGCAACAAAUUUGAGAUAUAGAUAUAAUUAUGUUUUUUUAUGAUUUGUGAUGUUCAUGUAAUUGAGAGUACUGUAGUAGUAAUUUUGAGGACUUGAAUUCUCAGAAGGUAAUUAUUUACUUAACCCUUACCCUGCUAACUUUCUAUAAUGAACUUGUCCAUCUUUCAAUUCGGACAGUACCAUUAACUGUUAAAAGAGGUGCUUACCAAAAAGAUACUGACUGAAUGGCGAACAGUGCAGACCAUGAUCAGACUGCACGGAUGUGCAGGCUGAUCUUGGUCUGCACUGGUCGCAAAGGCAGAAUCACUUGCCGCCAGCAGGCUUAGGGUUAAAACGUUUAAGUUUACAGGGGGAUAGUUUUGAGUAGUGUAAUUUUCUCAAACAUCUUGGUCUGUCUUUUCAUUACUAGCUACCAACACAUUCUUAAAGCAUAUAACAUUCUAUGACAUAUGUAUUGUUGAAGAGAGUGUGAUAGUUGUCUCCAACAAAUUUGAUAAUGUAUUGCCAUUAUAUUAUCAUUGAUGUAUGAAAAAAUCUCUCGGUGAAAAAAGUGCAUAUCGCUAAUGUUUAUGGUAGAAAAUGUAAAGUUAGGUGUGUAAUCAUAGUUGGUGACUUUGAUAUUUUAUACUAGAUGUAUAUUUUGUUUGUUAUCACGUGCAUCACCUCCCAGGAAAUCUUUAUAUACUCCUAGUUUGAGACCAUUUUACACAUACAUUCUGUUUGUCUGAAUAAAGGAGUGAAAAGGUCAUUAACAAGAACACUAGGUUGUGCUUUUGCAAAUUCAGUUUAAGAUUAAGGUACAGACUGAUUCGGCAGUCAUUAAUAUUUUCAUCUGAGGGAGAGAUACUGUGCUAAGCUGAUGGGAACAUGUUUUUGUUGAGUUGUUAAUAGAUUUUGACUGAUUAGAUUUUAUUCUUUAUUGAGUUGUCAAGCCAACUUUGGCUGAUUAAUUUCGAGUGAAGUCUUUAAAAUUUACCAUUAGAAAGUUUACAUGGCGAGACAGGAACCAGACAGCAGUGUUUAAACAGAAACUAUCAAAAAGGAGUAUAGGGUUAGUAGGGUUUCAUGGGAAAUGAUGCACUAGUUAUUGGACAAUAACGAUGCUGCACAUUGUGUACUAUGUAGUGCUCUAGGUGUAAUUGGUAGUCAUAGUGUUUUUAAACUAGACACAUACUUUUCCUGGCAGACAUGUGCUAAUUUUGUGAUGUUGUAUGACUGUGAUGAUUGAAAAACUGUAACUGUUACCUUUUAAAUACACAUUUUGUUUUUGUUUUAAAGACCACUGUCUUGAUAUUCACAAUUUGUUUUGGUUUAGAAAAUAUGCACCUGCAUUAUGUGUAGUAAUUGAAACUUAAAUUAUAAAAUUAGAAAAAACAUUGUGAAGAAUUUGAUUGGUUGUUACAUAGGUGAGAUACUUUCAAAAUUAUCCAGUGAAUGGGUAUGUAUUCUUUUUGAAAGUAAACAGCCAAUCAGAAACCAUGUUACUUUUAAAGUUUUCUUAGAAUUGUUGUCUUAGGGUUAGAGGAUAGACUGUGAUACUGGUAACUGGUGGUAAAUAUAAUAAUUUUUUGUACAUUUUAUUGGGAGCUGAUACUUGUAUGGUUAAGUUUAAAAGAAAUAUUUUUGUAUGGCUUGGGUUGAAACAAAGCAUGCUUAAAGUUUAUGUCCUGUCCUUAAGCUUUGAGUGAUUUUUUAUGGAGAAUUCUUUCUUUGAUAAUUUCACAAAUAGGGGAAAAGUUAGGUAGAUGAAAUGAAAAGAUGGUAUUUUUAUCAUGCCACUAUAUUAAAUUUUCAAGUAUGUUGCCUUUUUAUGUGUUGCUUUAAUAACAAGAAAUCAAAAUAAUUAUUUGAUUGGUCUAAAACAAGUGUUUUAAAUAUGCUUUUCAAUGAAAUGUACAUAUAUCUCUAACCCUUUGACACAAUUUAGAUUUAAACUUUCUAUGGUUAAAAUUUUAAUAAUUGAGAAAAUGCAAUAAGAAAUAAUGUGAUAUUUUUGUAUGAUACAGCAUGAUCUAGUCAUUUCCAAUCAUUGUAACCAUUCAUCCACCUUGUUGUCUGGUGUACCUGGAAAAUAUAGUAUCUGUGGCCAUGUGAGAUUGUUUAUAUGUUGUUAUUUUUUCUUUUAUUAUAACUAUAUUUAGUAAUUCUGUUGUCAGAUCCAUAGUUUCUAUUGUGAUAGUAGCACAUUUCUUUUAAAUUUUUUUUCUUUUUCCUUUUGAAAAUAAAUGGAUAUUUUUGGACAGGUGAGGUUACUUGUUAUAAGUGAAUUUUCCAAUUGGGGAUAGCUUUUUUUUCUCAACAUGAAAUAUAACAACAAGCAGAAAUGUGUUAAAAUACUGGCACACCUCUGGAUUACUGGAUGCACCUUGGGUAGAAUAUGGCCCAUAUGACCAUUUGCAGCCAACAUCUUGUAUCAACAUGACUUACAAGUUAUAAUGAUAACAUUAGAGGUGAUUCAUUUUAAAUGUGGACUGCAGCAUCGCACCCAAGCAUGCGCACUAUGCACCAGCAUCUUUACAUGGUGAACCAGAGACCAGCCUGAAUUAUAAUUAUUUGAAAAACAUUUUAUGCUGUGUAUGUUGUGCUGUUAUAUUAAAUUGUAUUUUCAAUAUGUAUUGUUAUUUGAAAACACUUUCUCAAAUUAAUUUUUUAUGACUGUCAUUUCAUAACAUACAUUUUUGGUGUCAUUCAUUUUUUUCUUCAUUGAAAUGUAUUUAUUUUUGAUUGUACAAUUCAUUGUGUAAGCUUUUGAGCUUUGGCUAAUAAAACAGUGUAAUGUCA